AUGAAUUAUUUAAUUGUCUUACAAUUAUUAAUUAAUGACUUUAGUAAUAAAAAUAAAAAUGAUACACUUGCUAAGAGUAAUAAUAUUUUAGCACAACAAUCUCUAUGGUUGAAAUUAGAACAAUCAGGUGAAAUUCCACCUCCAAUGUGGGAUGGAGCUAGUGCAUUCGAUGAGAAACGUCAUUUAUUUUAUAUUUUCGGUGGUUUGAAUGGAUCAUACCCAGUAGACUUUCCUCACCCUGUAUUUUCAGUUCUUGAUGUCAAUACUUUGGUUUGGAGAAACCUAGUGGCGCCAGACACUCCAACACCUAGAGCAGAGGCACUGUUGUGGGUUGACCGUAGAACUGGAAAUAUAUUCCUUACAGGUGGUCACGGUCCUUUCCGUAGAGGUUUGGACCUUACUUUUAACACUACAAGCAUGUAUAAUGUUGCCACUUCGACAUGGCAUUCGAUUCCACAGACUCUGGACCAGCAAUAUUCUGCGAACAGAUCGACCGAAGCAAAGGUAGUUGGUAAGAAGGCAUAUGCUAUUUUUGGAACCAGUUCAACUUUGCCAGCGUUUGUUAAUAGACCACGUGGCCUUCAGACAGGUGUCAUUGAAUUCGACUUGAUGCAAGGCGGUUGGAAAAAUGUAACUAUGAAAGGUGUCAUUCCAACUCCAAGAGGACAUCAUCAUUUGGGAUACUCUAGAGAUAAGCACGCUUUAUAUACCUAUGGUGGUUACACAAAGGAUCCAUUGGGAAACUCUACUUUUGGGGAGAGAAAUUAUUUGGGAGAUCUACAAGAGUUUGAUCUUACCACUGGUUAUUGGACAGAGCUGAUUCCAGCAACCAAUGUUACACCUGGAAAGAGAGAUAACGCAAAGAUUAUUCAUGUUGACAAGAAGGCACUUAUCCUUACUGGUGGAUCAAGUUGGACAGGUCAAAACUACAACGAUGUAUGGAGAUUUGAUUUCAAAACUAAACUGUGGAGUAGAGUUAUAGUUGCAGCACAAAUCGAUCCAUUGACAAACAAACAAAUUACUCCACCAAUUCCAAUUGGCGCUUAUUAUUUCACCAAAGAUGAUGAAAAUGGAAAUCAUGAAUUUUGGAUGUGGGGUGGUUCUUCUAAAAUCAAAAAUAGUUGGUUUAAAUUCUCAAAUUGUCUUAUGGAUUCCAAAGAUUGUACCUCAAAAAUCUAUUAUUUAUCUGGACGCUAUGAUUAG
Messenger RNA from Heterostelium album PN500, 1203 nucleotides. RefSeq lists its product as uncharacterized. The transcript has 3 exons. Gene Ontology annotation, molecular function: protein binding. The coding region runs from base 1 to 1203 and encodes 400 amino acids. The record is from RefSeq and is a predicted model, not a curated record. NCBI's taxonomy places the organism in Eukaryota, Evosea, Eumycetozoa, Acytosteliales, Acytosteliaceae.